This is a messenger RNA of Oryza sativa Japonica Group (Japanese rice), 1951 nucleotides long. The record is from RefSeq and is a predicted model, not a curated record. NCBI's taxonomy places the organism in Eukaryota, Viridiplantae, Streptophyta, Magnoliopsida, Poales, Poaceae.
AUGCAGGAAAGCAGUUGACUUGGACCCUUUGCAACCCUUACUGCAAAAAUAUAUUAAUUUUUUGGAAGCCGAAGUUCUUCCAUCUACUUCAGAAUCUCCAAGGCCUAGGGUGCAGCUCAAAAGAGCCGAUAUAUGGCUUGGAUUUAAAUCACUGUAUCCUUGGAUUUCUUGAUGCACCUGCUUUCGAAGAUGGAAUCUUGGAGAGAUACCCUAUAUUCCUGAAUAUUGUACUUAACCAUGUCAGUGAUGAUAGAUCUGAUUUAUCAUGUGCUGUUAGUUGCCUGAAAGCAUCAUUUGAAAUGCUUGGUUGCAAACUUUGGUUGAGAACAACCCUAUCACCUAAUGUCAUGCGGAACACAUUGUUGGGCCAUUGUUUUCAUACUAGAGAUGAGAAAAGCCACAAAGAAAUUUUUGACCUUUUCCUCCCAUUUCUCCAGUCACUUGAAGCACUGCAAGACGGUGAUCAUGAAAAGCAAAGGAGGAACAUACUGUAUUUUCUUCUUUAUCAAGUAACUCGGAGUAGUAACUUCAGUUCUCUGAUGAGAAAAACCGCUACUAAGAUUGCUCUUCUUAUUGUACAAAGAGGGUACACAAUGAACCCUCCUUGCCCAGCAUCUGAAUGUGUCCAUAUGUGGGGACCAUCUUUGAUUGGCUCAUUAAAGGACAAAUCAUUACAUAAUUCUUUGCGUCAACCUGCACUCGAUCUCAUCAAUAUCCUCAUAAUUUCUGAUGCUUCUGCUUUGAUCUCUUUUAAAAUGAAGUAUGAGUCUUUCACAAAGGGCGAUGUAAUCAAUUCUGUCAUAUUUGUUGAUGAUGACGAUGAAUUGCCUGUCUUCUGUGAUGCUGAAGAGAUGGAUUACGGCUGUUGGAAUGAUUUCAAUGUUCUGUACAAGUUGACAUGUCGGGAAUGCAAGGAUUGGAGAUGUGUCCCUUUGUUAUGGUACCUCAUAAUGGUUCAGUUGGAACCUUCUGAACUGCCCAUGGCCUUUUCAAAAGCAGUGUUUUGGGCUCUAUCUCAUAUUUCUGUGUUGGAGCCUGGAGUAUCUACAGAGUCUUCAGUGCCUGUGAAUGAUUGGUUGUCAUCACAUGCUGGAGAAGUAUUGCCAACAUUUUCAUGGCAAGUCCCAAAUGGUGCAGAUGAUGGUGGAGUUGGGAAGGAGUGUAUCAAUACUCUCAAGGUGUCACAAUCUUGUACCCUGCUAUUAAAAAUAUUUAAAAGAUUUGCCAUUCAUGUCAUCAUGCAAAUUGAGCAACGUGGGCUUCUAAAGCAAUGGGGCUUGGGAAUCAAUGAUGGCGGAAAGCUUGAUUUUGACACUAGUUGAUCAUAAUGAUAAUCUGCGGCAAGUUGGGCGAGCUGUCUUGGAGCUUGCGUCACAAGGACGGGGUUUGACAUCUGGGCUUCAAUUUCUGUGCUCGAGUGCAUCUUCCCUGACUGCCACAUUUUUGGGUCUAAGAUAUGCAGUUCAAUCGGUAAGAUUUUGAUUUUUUUACAUUUAUUUUUAUUGAUGUUGGGAAUUUCCUGGUUGCUGGCUGGUGGGUACAGGUUUCUGGCGCUGGCAGGAGGAACCCCACCAGGAAUAAUAGUUAAAAGUUUUAGGCUCAAAUUUGAAUAAGAAACAAUUGCCUGAUGAGACUGUCCAGUUAUCAACUACAAACCAAUGAAUACCAUGAAAGAUCAGAGCACAGAGAUUUGCAAACAGAUUUCACAUUGCAGUUCAUUUGAUGAUUCAUCUUUGCUAGUUUCUAAUGGUUCAUUCAAUAAUAGUUCCGCAAUAGAUGUCAUAUUAGUGUCUCAUAUUGUUUGCUUUGGCACCAAUUUUUUUAGCAUGUUUUUUUUAGACAGAAGGCCAACGGCCCAGCUUAUAUUGAAAGCUAGAGGUUUUACAUCGCUGGGGGUUACCCAGUUCAACAGCUACACAAAAACAGGGGGGGUAGUGAUCCUUACAUCAGC